CAAGUAACACACGAGUGCAUCCUAAGAUGAACAAUGGGUGAUGUGUGUGCAACAAAACAGCAUUGCCCAAUAUUUUUGCAGUGCAGGCGUACAAUACGUUGUGGGCAUUGGCCAUGGCAGUGGAGAAAGUGAAUCGUCCCACAAUCCCUGGAAGUGCCACUAAGUCAGAGCUGCGAGAUGCAAUUGUGAAGACAAAAUUUGAAGGCAUCAGUGGAGAUUUCUUUUUGGUUGAUGGAGAGUUAAAACGACCAACUUUCGAAGUGUUCAAUGUGGUGGCUGAGAAGGAGAAGAUCAUUGGGAAUUGGAUUGAAGGAGUUUUAUUCUCAAUCAAAUCAAUUUCAAAACCAAUUUGGCCCGGGCACACAACCGACCCACCUUGGAUUAAUUUAACUAUAGGAAUUCCAGUCAAAGGUUUCCCGGAGUUCGUAAACGCCAACAUUAUCCACCCCCAAAAGUCCACUGGAUUUUGCAUCGAUGUCUUCAAAUCUGUUGUUGAAGUAUUAGAUAUUCCCAUUCGUUACACGUUCGUUCCUUUUGUGGACAAAAAUGGGAAGAGUAAUGGAUCCUACGAUGACCUUCUACGCCAGAUUGACGUGCAGAAAUUCAAUGUAAUUGUUGGAGAUAUAACAAUAGUUGCAAAUCGAUCGGAGUUGGUGGACUUCACCUUGCCUUAUUCAGAAUCCAGGGUAACAAUGUUGGUUUCUUUGAGAAAUGAUAAGAAAGAUCAGCACAUGUGGAUUUUCUUGAAGCCAUUUAAAUGGAAUCUUUGGCUUGUUUCCUUCAUCUCUUUCAUAUUUACAGGUUUUGUUGUUUGGUUACUGGAAUGUCGUGUCAACACUGACUUUGGAGCAGGCACGCCCCAACAACAAAUUGGCCUCAUCUUUUGGUUUUCCUUCUCCACUCUCGUCUUUGCUCACAGGGAGAGGAUAUUGAACAACUUGUCCAGAUUUUUGCUGAUCAUAUGGGUUUUUGCGGUGUUAAUCCUCACACAAAGUUACACUGCAAACUUAUCCUCCAUGUUGACUGCGCAAAGGCUACGACCUUCCUUUCUUGAUGUAAAUGAGAUCAGAGAAAAGGGUUACUAUGUGGGUUAUCAGAACGAUUCCUUUGUCAGAUCUUUUCUAAUAACCCAGUUACUACUUAAUGAAACCAAAUUGAAACCGUACGGAAACCCCGAUGAGUUUAAGGAAGCCUUGAUUAGAGGAAACAAUGACGGUGGAGUUGCUGCAAUUUUUGAUGAAAUUCCUUACGUUAAGGUCUUCCUUCGGAGAAAUCCUUCUGGGUUUCGAAUGGUCGGACCCACCUACGCAACUGGUGGAUUGGGUUUCGUGAGUUCUCUCUCACUAUUUCUCAGCUUUCAUUUUGAAUUAGCUCUGUUUUGCCCUGUUUUGAAAUUAAUUAAUCAACAGGCCUUCCCUAAAGGAUCUCCCUUGGCGACUUACUUUUCAAGGGCAAUAUUAAAUGUAACUGAAGAUAAAGACAAAAUGAAGAAAAUUGAGAACAGAUACUUCUUGAAUGAAGAUGAUCCACCAAUCCCAGAUUCAAACGAUUCACCUCUCGAUGUUCGGGGAUUUGGUGGUUUAUUCAUUAUUACCAUAGUUGCCAACUCGUUAUCGCUUUUAAUAUAUUUGAUCCAGUUCUUUCUCACACAUGAGCUCGAUUCCACUGGCUAUGUCGAGUCUACAUUCACCUCCAAACUGGUUGAAAAGGUUAAGCUUUUUUACAGAAUGCAUUUCCAUUCUUCAUCUCUGCAAACAGCUCAGUCUAGAGUACAUUCAGUUCCUGCUACUCCACCGCUCAUUACAGACGACCAUGUCAACUUAACCCCCAAUUUGGUUGCUGCCCAAUCUUCAUCAUCUCUGCAGCAACCAACUCAUUCUAGAGUUAGUUCUAUUUCUGAGACAGCAGAAGCUACUACACCAGACCAUGUCAAUCCCACUGAAAACCCACACAAUUUGGGCGUAGAAAAUGAACACUAAACUGAGAAUAAUGCCCAAUCCAUGAAUACUUAAUGUAAAAUACAUUAACUCUAUGCUUUGAUGAUUCAGGUAAUCUGUUGGAAAUCUUGGCUCUGUUGAUAAAUAUUUAUUGUAAAAUACAUUCACCUUCGAUAAAAAAGAAAUUAUGGUUAUUGUUUAUAAGUAUUAUGUUUUUUUUA
This is a messenger RNA of Cucumis melo (muskmelon), 2158 nucleotides long. Its product is annotated as glutamate receptor 2.8-like. Gene Ontology annotation, molecular function: glutamate-gated receptor activity. NCBI's taxonomy places the organism in Eukaryota, Viridiplantae, Streptophyta, Magnoliopsida, Cucurbitales, Cucurbitaceae. The transcript is spliced from 2 exons. Bases 114 to 1979 code for a protein of 621 amino acids. The record is from RefSeq and is a predicted model, not a curated record. Gene Ontology annotation, cellular component: plasma membrane.